This is a messenger RNA of Anoplophora glabripennis (Asian longhorned beetle), 698 nucleotides long. RefSeq lists its product as uncharacterized. The record is from RefSeq and is a predicted model, not a curated record. The coding region runs from base 1 to 669 and encodes 222 amino acids. The transcript has 4 exons. Lineage: Eukaryota; Metazoa; Arthropoda; Insecta; Coleoptera; Cerambycidae.
AUGAACUAUAUAAGAAAACAACACACAAGAUAUUUAGAUAGUGCUUUGGAGUCUUCGAAAUUAGAUCCUAAUCCAUAUUCGAUCGUACCAACUUUAAUAUUUCUAUCAUGUACGUUUGUUCUUCUUUAUUUUCAUCUCCACCGGUAUACAUUCCCAUCCACCAGAUGGAAAACACGACUUUACAAGGACGCCGUAUUUCACUGGAUAUACUUUUAUUUAGUUAGAAUUUGGUUUUUGUUUAUGAAACUUGGAAGGUACCUAUUAUCCGUACUAGACAACUAUAUUGAGAUGACUAGUCCAAAAGAAGAAAUUUUUGUGAAUCAAACAAUUAACCAUGCCUUAAUAUUUAUGUUUGCUCUAACUCUUUCUACGGUGCCAUUUUUAAUUUUGUGUGUGAGUCAAGUAACCAGGAGGAACAUACCAAACUUUUUGAUGUGGGUAGCAGAAGAUCCGUGGAUAAGGAGUGAAAUCGGGACAUCAGGACAUUACCUUCAGCGACCCGCUAGGAUAGCUCAAUCCUAUAAGAACAGGAACAGCGCAUAUCGUUCCCGAAGAUCGACAAGUGUCGAUACUGAUAUCUUUGACCAAAAACAAUUGAUGACUUCGAGACCUUGCAAAUCUAUGGUGACACUGAACGUGGUAAAAAGCAUUAAUGGUUUAGCAGAAUAAAUUGUAAUAUUUUUUUAAUACCAACUCAU